Molecule: messenger RNA, 2748 nt
Organism: Lodderomyces parapsilosis
Lineage: Eukaryota; Fungi; Ascomycota; Pichiomycetes; Serinales; Debaryomycetaceae
Gene: KSP1
Product: putative serine/threonine protein kinase
Exons: 1
Coding region: 1-2748 (915 amino acids)
Biological process (GO): autophagosome organization; peptidyl-serine phosphorylation; protein autophosphorylation
Cellular component (GO): autophagosome; cytoplasm
Molecular function (GO): ATP binding; protein serine/threonine kinase activity
Source: RefSeq, a predicted model, not a curated record
AUGGAACAAUUUGAAGAAUAUGAUAAGGGUAAGCUAUUAAGAGACAGAUAUAUCAAAGUCAGUGAUAUUAGUGAAGGCUCAUAUGGGUUGGUCUCUGUUGCCAAAGAUGUCAAGAGAAAUGAUUUACUAGUUGCUGUCAAAUUUAUAUAUCCUGUUGAUUAUAAGAAAGGUUACACCACCAAGGAUCAAACUCAAUCAAGACCAUCGUCAAGUCCAGCACGUUUGAAAUCACCUCAGCAGGCUGGAUCUCCCAAUAAGCAUGAUCGAUCCACUAUUUUCAACAGUUUACUAAAUGAGGCGCAAAAGGAAAUCAAGAUUCACAAAAUAUUGGGCGAACAUCCUAACAUUUCUCAAUUGUAUGAUCAUUUCGAUUCAUGCCUAGUGUUGGAAUUUUGUUCAAGAGGUGAUCUUUAUGAAGCUAUUCACAAUGGCAAUGGACCAGUCACUACGCAAGAUAUAAAGGAUGUGUUUCAACAGAUUCUUAAUGCAGUUGGUUUUUGUCAUUCAAAGGGAGUUUAUCACCGUGAUUUAAAGCCAGAAAAUAUUUUGAUUGCUGAAGAUUGGAGUAUUAAAUUGUGUGAUUGGGGCUUAGCCACAACAACGAGAAUCAUCACCAACAAAGAUGAAUUUGAUGUUGGGUCAGAACGUUAUAUGGCCCCUGAGUUAUUUGAUAAUGAAAUUGACUCUUAUGACGCCUCAAUGAUUGACAUUUGGUCCAUUGGUGUCAUUUUGUUAACGUUGGUGUUUCACAAAAACCCCUUUCAAGUUGCAAAUUACUCAGACAAGAGAUUUUUACAAUUUGCCAGCAACAGAGAAGCUUUGUUUGAUAUAUUUUCAACAAUGAGUGGUGACUUGUUUUCAGUGUUGAGAUUUUGUUUAACCAUUGAUCCCACUAAUCGUGACUUGAACAGUGUUUCCAAAGAGUUGGAAGCAUUGAGAUUUUUCACAAUUGAUGAUGAAUUUGAAUAUGAAUAUGACUACAAUGAAGGGGAUGAUGAACAAGAAGAAGGCGAGGACGUGGAAGAAACGAGGUCCGAUGAAGCGGACUUUGAUGAUGAUGAAUAUUUGUCCUACCGCAAUGAAGAUGGAGACAAAUCUCAAUCGCACCUGGGAGUUGCUGAAACAGAGGCGGCUAAGCUUUUGGAUGGACCUGCUUCAGCUGAAAAGGACAAAUACGUUAGAUCACCCCUUUCCAGAUAUGAAAUCCCUCACAAUCAUAGAGCUGAUGCUCUUUUGUCCACAAACACUAAAGCCAAACCAAUUCCCAUCAAUACGCAUGACUUUAAAUUCAUUCGUAAUACGAGAAAGCCUUUAACUGUUGCGUCUUUUAAUCAAAAUGCUCAGGUGAAUAAAGGAACAAACAAUAGGUUUGGUAAUUUCAAUAGAGAAGACUACUUUACUCCCAAGUCUGUGUUUAAACAUUAUAUGGAUAAGUAUGGAGACAAGAGGAGAAGUAACAAUUAUCAGCACCCCAAUUAUCAUCAGAACAGGAACGGCAAUGUCAAUGGAAAUGUUGUUGAUCACAAGAGCCCCCCACAAUUGAGAAGAAAAAGAACGUGGAAGACGAACCAAAGGUACAGGCCAUCAGCGCAAACAGCACACUUGAAUAAUAACAAUGGCUUCCCAAAUGGUAGAUUGAGUGCUAAUCAGCGUGAUGAAUUCCCACGCUCAGGUGAAAGAUAUGGUGGUGGUAAACGUCUAUCAGCUAAUUUGAGCUCUGCUUUCCAUACGUUGCCCCAACCGACUUCUUCGAGUUUGAAUAGUGGCUCAAGUGCACCCAAUGGCUUGUCAUCGACAAACUUGUCCAAUUCUGGAAAGUACAUCCCACCAUUUCUUCGUUCACCAAAUCGUCAACCACAAAAAUCACCACAUGUUGAGCCAUUGGUUGAGGAAAUUGACCAUUUGGUGUUGAGUAAUGAUGAUGAAGUUUUCCACUUGGAAGAUGAUUUCGUAAGUGACGAAGGAAAAGAAAAUGUUGUUCCAAAUGGGAGUCACGUGAAAAGUGGAAGCAUGAGCGAUGGUGAUCGUCCUGUGUUUCCAAUUUAUAAUGUAAAGAACGGACAGGCCAAUGGUAUGAGUCAUGCAAAUGGAAAUGGUCAUCUCAAUUCUGCUACUAAUACCCAGAAGGGACCAAAGUCGUCCCUUCCCAGGUCGUUCAAUGAUGCGGCAUCUACUAGCGGUAGUUUGGAACAUGCCAACAAUGGCAAGUACAUUCCUCCGUUUAGACGUGGCUCAGUUUCACGAGCAAAUCCGAACGGAACAAUAGCUGGUACGGGGGAAUCGAUUUUAGCAAACGUCCCCGUUGCCAAUGGUCCCAAAAAGUCAAUUCACUACAAAAAUCGAAGUUCAUUCGACGGAUUCACAAGUGAUGGCUCCAACAAUGGAAGAAGCUUUAACAGUCACACCAGUGGCGGUGCAGGCAGCACUCCAAAGAGUUUGAAUGGAUUUAUGAAUCAUAAUGGUGGGCCCAAUGGUAACACAAUACACAAUUAUAUGAAUGAUUCACUCAAGGCGAAUAAUCGUUUACCUAAUGAUAACAAGAACCGUACUGUUACCGGAAGCAAGUGUAGUAACAGUAUUAGUAGCCGCAGUGACAAGAGUAGCGGGGGUGAAAGCAAGAGUGGAGAAGAUGAUCUUAAAGGGGCAAGUGGUGAUGCUGCCGCUACCAAAGCUGUUGUCGAAGUUGGUAGUUUUAAUGAUUUGUGGUUUGGGAGCCAAAAGAAAAACUGGAGUGAUUACGACGACUGA